AUGCCCAAGGCAACUUCGCAGACGUUUACGCGGCAACACGGCUUGGCAGCGGCCAGUCGCCGCCCCGACAAGGAGAAGAAGGGGGAGAGCAGUGCGGUUGCUGGAGGCGCAAGGAACCAUCUGUUCAACACCGACCGGUUCGGACAGCAUAUUCUGACAAAUCCGCUGGUUGCGCAGGGGAUCGUCGACAAGGCCGAGCUCAAGCCCACCGACGUCGUGCUCGAAGUUGGUCCCGGAACGGGAAACCUGACUGUCCGCAUCCUCCCAGCGUGCCGCAAGGUCAUUGCGAGCGAGAUGGACCCCCGCAUGGCCGCAGAAGUGCAGAAGCGUGUACUUGGGACCCCUCAACAAAAGAAACUCGAACUGAUCCUCGGCGAUUUCAUCAAAGCCGACCUGCCCUACUUUGACGUGUGCAUCAGUAACACGCCUUACCAAAUCUCGUCGCCGCUCGUGUUCAAGCUCCUCAGUCAACGCCCAGUCAUCCGAUGCGCGGUGCUCAUGUUCCAGCGCGAGUUUGCGCUGCGGCUCUGCGCAGCUCCAGGGAGUAAGAUGUGGUGCCGUCUCGCAGCAAAUGUGCAGAUGUACGCGCGAGUCGAGCAUGUCAUGAAGGUCGGCAAGGGUAAUUUCCGGCCGCCGCCGCAAGUCGAGUCGAGCGUCGUGCGGAUCAAGCCAUUGGAUCCGCCGCCGGCCGUGCGGUUCGAGGAGUUUGAUGGACUGAAUCGCGUCGUGUUUUCGCGCAUGCAUAAGACGACAAGGGCAUGUUUCAAGGCCAGAGGAGUAAAGGAAAUGGUAGAGAAGAAUUAUCGCACUUGGUGCGCAAUGAGCGAAAAGAUUGUCGAGGACGACUUUGACCCGUGGGCACUCAUCGACGACGUGCUCUCCACCACGCUCGUCCCCGCAAAGACGCUCGACGAGGACGAAAUCCGCCCAGCAUACGGCGACAUGCGCGCUGCUCAGCUCUCGGGCAACGACCUGCUCGAACUCCUCGCAGCUUUCAACACCCGCGGCGUCCACUUUGCCUAA
Messenger RNA from Cutaneotrichosporon cavernicola, 1023 nucleotides. RefSeq lists its product as uncharacterized. The record is from RefSeq and is a predicted model, not a curated record. The transcript has 5 exons. Gene Ontology annotation, molecular function: rRNA (adenine-N6,N6-)-dimethyltransferase activity. Gene Ontology annotation, biological process: rRNA methylation. Lineage: Eukaryota; Fungi; Basidiomycota; Tremellomycetes; Trichosporonales; Trichosporonaceae. Bases 1 to 1023 code for a protein of 340 amino acids.